Hermetia illucens (black soldier fly) is the source of this 2502-nucleotide messenger RNA. RefSeq names its product ATP-dependent RNA helicase Ddx1 (gene Ddx1). Bases 111 to 2294 code for a protein of 727 amino acids. Gene Ontology annotation, molecular function: ATP binding; nucleic acid binding; protein binding. The record is from RefSeq and is a predicted model, not a curated record. The transcript has 6 exons. NCBI's taxonomy places the organism in Eukaryota, Metazoa, Arthropoda, Insecta, Diptera, Stratiomyidae.
CUGAACUAAUCAAAACACGAACAUUGGAGAUACCAAGCCGGCUGUCAGCGCAUCUCAAGAAUUUGUGUAUCCUUUGAUUUCGAGGAUUAUAUUAAGCAAAUAAAGGCACAAUGACUGCAUUUGAAGAAUUUGGUGUUUUGCCCGAAAUCGCUAAGGCUGUUGAGGAAAUGGAGUGGACUUUGCCGACUGAUGUCCAAGCCGAAGCCAUUCCAAUGAUAUUGGGUGGUGGUGAUGUCCUGAUGGCUGCUGAAACAGGUUCAGGAAAAACUGGUGCUUUCUGUCUGCCAAUUUUGCAGAUCGUCUGGGAAACACUUCGAGAUAUAGCGGAUGGCAAAGGUUCUAAAGGCGUUGCGGCUGGAACGGUAGCUCCCUGGACUAUGUCAUUCUUCGAUAGAGGCAGCGCAUUAGCUGUCACGCCGGACGGAUUACGAUGUCAGUCACGGGAGUUCAAAGAGUGGCACGGAUGUCGUUGUACUACCGGAGUGAAGGGGCCUGGGAAGUACUACUAUGAAGCCACUGUAACAGAUGAAGGUUUGUGUAGAGUCGGCUGGUCGACUCACCAAGCUAACCUAGACUUGGGCACGGAUCAAUACGGAUUCGGCUACGGAGGAACAGGAAAGAAAUCAAAUAAUAAGAAUUUCAAUAACUAUGGUGAAGCGUUUGGAAUGCACGACUCAAUUGGUUGUUGUUUGGACUUAGUGAAGCACGAAGUCAAGUUCACGAAAAAUGGAGAAGAUUUGGGUUUGGCAUUCAAAAUUCCUGAUAAUUUGAAGAAUGAAACAUUCUACCCAGCCGUAGUGCUGAAAAAUGCAGAAAUGUCCUUUAAUUUCGGAGCCACUGAAUUCAAAUAUCCAGAGCCAGAUGAUUAUGUAGCGGUGUGUAAAGCUGAAGCGAAAAACGCCAAACUGAAUCCACAUGCCAAUCCAGGCACAAACAGCAAUGUCGACUUGAAGCCAAAGCCAAAUGCACCGCAAGCCAUCAUCAUCGAACCGAGCAGGGAAUUAGCUGAGCAGACUUUCAAUCAAAUCAUAAAAUUCAGGAAACAUCUGAAAGAUCCAGUUGUCAAAGAACUCCUAUUGAUCGGUGGUGUGAACGUUCGCGAACAAAUGAGUGUUCUACAAAGCGGAGUUGACAUAAUCGUUGCAACUCCUGGACGUCUUGAGGACUUGAUUGGGGGUGGCAUCGUUGCCUUAACGCAUUGCCGUUUCUUUGUGUUGGAUGAAGCAGAUGCGCUACUGAAGCAAGGCUACGAGAGUUUGAUUGAUCGUAUUCAUAAGCAAAUCCCUAAAAUCACAUCCGAUGGACGUCGCUUACAAAUGGUGGUAUGCAGUGCUACACUGCAUUCAUUCGAAGUGAAGAAAAUGGCUGAUCGCCUUAUGCACUUCCCGACAUGGAUUGAUUUGAAAGGGGAGGAUGCUGUUCCCGAAACAGUCCACCAUGUUGUUUGUAAGGUAGAUCCGCAGCGAGACUUAUCCUGGCAGAAUCUAAGAAGACACAUUCAAACUGACGGAGUACACAACAAUGACAAUAUCCGACCAAACGGACAAACGCCAGAAACAUUUUCUGAAGCGGUGAAGUUGCUCAAGGGGGAGUAUUGCAUUCGAGCAAUUGAAGAGCACAAAAUGGAUCGUGCAAUCAUAUUUUGCCGAACUAAACUUGAUUGCGACAACCUGGAGAGAUAUUUCAAAAGCAUAAAUGCCCAGAAGUUCUCUUGUGUUUGUCUUCAUGGUGAUCGUAAGCCAGGCGAACGUAAGGCCAACUUGGAGAAAUUCAAAAAUCAACAAGUCAAAUUCUUGAUUUGUACUGAUGUUGCUGCUCGUGGUAUUGAUAUCACAGGAUUGCCAUACAUGAUCAACGUAACAUUACCGGACGAGAAGUCGAAUUAUGUCCAUAGAAUUGGUCGAGUUGGACGAGCCGAGAGAAUGGGUUUGGCUAUAAGUUUAGUUGCUACAGUUCCUGAAAAGGUGUGGUAUCACGGCGAGUGGUGCGCUUCACGUGGUCGCAAUUGCUACAAUACAAGGCUCACUGAUGAAAGCGGUUGCUGUAUUUGGUAUAAUGAGAAAAAUUACCAUGCAGAAAUUGAGGAUCAUCUGAAUAUCACUAUUCAAACUGUUGACAAAGAUAUGAAAGUGGAGGCCAACGAAUUUGACGGCAAAGUUGUCUACGGUGAGAAAUUGAAGAACACAGGUACCGGCUAUGUGGACCACGUUAAUCAACUCGCUCCCGUUGUCAGCAAAUUGACUGAGUUGGAAUUGCAGGCGCAAUCUCUAUUCUUGAAACGAUUGAGAUUCUAAUUUAAAUUUUAAUUUCACAUCAACUAAAUAUAAUAGAUAAUGCUUUUCUAACGAUUAUAUAAUCAAUUUUUUAAAUUAAUUUUGAAACGAUUGUGCAUAAAAUAAUAUUUAUUCCAAUGAUCAUUGUGAAUUGGAUUUUAUUAUUGUAUAACUUUCCAUAAAUUGUAAAAUGAAACAAAUAAAUGUCCGAAAACAAAUGCUUCUCGAU